This is a messenger RNA of Trichobilharzia szidati, 1088 nucleotides long. The record is from the annotation of a GenBank genome assembly. NCBI's taxonomy places the organism in Eukaryota, Metazoa, Platyhelminthes, Trematoda, Strigeidida, Schistosomatidae.
UGAAGUUUUUAUUACCAGUUAAUAAACACUUCACCAUGAAUGUAAACAAAGUUUGAGACAAAGUUCAGAGAAUUAGGUGAAUAUAUAUUUACAUAUAAGUUGAGCAAUGAUGUAAGUCCAUUUCAUAGCGUCUGGUGUAAGAUGAUUGUUAUUUUAGAGGCGUACGAAAGUUUUGCUACUGAAUGGAAGGCUUAUGUAGCAAUCGCUUGUCUAGUAUUGACUAUGAUCCUGUGUACAUUGCUAUUCUUCAAAUACACAAAUAAUGUAAAAGUUGCGUUGAUCCUGAUAGGAUUCAUAAUUGUCUUAUGGUCUGGAGCUAUCUGUUUUAUGUGUUGCCGAAAGCCUGAUUUUAAAUGUUACUUUUUAUUGGCCUUCGUUAUUGUGGAAGAUUUGUUAACAAUUAUCGCCUGCAUCUAUGUCAAAAGAUUCAAACUAGUGGUGAUAAUAGUUCUGGAAUCUUUAUCGGCGACUUUUCUGAUAACUGGAGCAGUUUUGUUUUAUGUAUACUUUAGUGACAUGAAAUAUUCUGAAUUGGCUGGUGGCUUUUGGAACACUGCCGUAGCUAUAGUAAGUUCACAGUUUUACUUUGGAAUUUAGAAAUUUCUUUAUGUAUCAGCUGUGGUGUUUGGUUUGAGAUGAAAAAUCAUAAACAAUUUGCAACAGAGGCGAAGUCUACCUUGGCAAGCCUUCAUGAUGUUGCCGAAGUUAAUACAAAAUUCCAAAUCACAUUUUCUGUAGAUUUCAGUGUUGAUUUUAUUCAAUAAUGUAAAUCAGGAGUUUAUAUUCAGUCAACAGACAGGCAUAUACUCGAUUGGAACUCAGAAAAAUGAUGUUGUUCUAUCGGUUACUUUUUUUCUUUCAGAUGGCUCUAGUUUUUGCCAGUUCAUUGAAAUAACAUGAAUAACGCAUCGGACUAUCGAUCAUAUUGUGACAAGGGAUAUUCACUUGUGCUUGCGUACACAUUUUAUUGUGCAUGUAACUGCCUGACUUUUUGAUAGUUUACAUUUUAAAUUUAUAGAAUAAAUUAAUAUUUCUGCACUAAAACUUUCAUUUUUGUAUUUGCACAACAAUUUCUUCUGAAUGAGGUU